AUUGUUUCUUGUUUGCUCUUUGCCGUACCUGUCUCUCCACCUGUGGAUUCUCUUAAUGAGAAAUAAGGAUAAGAUACUAGUUGCUCACUUGGAUGGAUGAAAGGUUUUCUCAAGAAGAGAGACAAGCACGAAGAAAGAAACUACAACCAGAAGAGAAAAAAACUGCCAUUCUUUUCAACCUUCAGUAUGUUUUUAUCAAAGCAAGAGGAUCAGCUUGCCCAGGAGCUGAGCUGUCCCAUCUGUCUUCAGCUCUACAAUGAUCCAGUUGUUCUACCCUGUGGGCACAACUUCUGUCGAGCUUGCAUCUCCAAGUCUGCUGACCCCACAUACAGCGACAAAGAACCUCUACGCUGCCCAGAGUGUCGCGAGACCUAUGACGGCGUCGAUACCCUGCAGAAAAAUGUCAAACUUUCCAACAUUGUCGAGGGUUUCCAAGACUCUUCCCAAAACAUUUAUGAAGAGAUCCUGGAUGUGAUCAAACCUGCGAACCCAGAGGCAGACAAUGUCAUUUUCUGUGACCAAUGCAUAGAUGACAAGACUCCGGCGGUGAAGACCUGUCUGAAGUGUGAGGUGUCGCUGUGCUUCAGGCAUCUCCAGAAGCACAACGAGAGGGAGUCCUUCAAGACUCACUCUCUGGUGGAACCUCAGAAGGAUUUGGGGAGCAGGGCCUGCCCUGACCAUAACCUUCCACUUGAGUACUUUUGUUCUAAUGACAUGAAGUCUCUGUGCAUCACAUGUUUGGAAGGCCAUAACGAGAACCACGACGUCCUCACCGUCAGUGUGGCAGAGGAGGAGAUGAGACGAGCCUUGGAGAGCCGUGGCAAGGUGGUUUCCAGCCGACUGCAACUAACAGAGUGCCUCCUUCAGAAGACACAAGAGGACCAGGGAGCCUCCGAGGCUGUCGGAGAUAAAAUGGUCAACAAGGCAGUCUCACUUAUGGAUAGCAUGGCUUCAAUAGUGGACAGGUUCAGGGAGCGACUGCGUUUGGUUUUGGAGGAGGAGAGAGGGCAGCGGCGCAAAAGCUGGCAGCUUGGAGUGAGUGCAUUGGAGGAGCAGCAGCAGCUGCUGCAGGAGGCCCAGAACUGUGCAUCUGAGGUGCUCAGCGAGACAGACACAUGCGCCUUCAUACACAGAUUCAUGAUGAUUGAACAGAAAGUGAGAGAUGCUGCCACAGGCAGUCUUCCCAGCACGAUUUCCUCAAAGGUCGACCUGAACACCAAGCGUCUCCAGACAGACCUCAAAACCAUCGACUUCCGCACAGAAAUGGUCCGUCUCCUUGACACCCUUCACAUCCUGCUCAACCCUCUGGAGGUCACGUUCAACGUCUGCACUGCCCACCCCUGCUUGUUGGUGUCCAACGACCUGCACACAGUCAGAUGCACCAGCUCCAAGCAGUCCUACGUAGACCACCCGGAGCGCUUCCUGAGUGCACCUCAGAUCCUGUGCAGCCAGGGUUUUUCCACAGGCACGCAUAUCUGGGUGGCAGAAAUGGGCAGCAGCUGCAUGUGGUCCCUUGGCGCGUGCUACAAGACCAUCCCUCGCCGUGGAGACCACAGCCGCCUGGGGAACAACUUGGUGUCCUGGAGACUACAGUGGAAAAACGGCAAGCUAACUGCGUACUCUUCAUCUAGCAAUGCUGGGCUGGGGGAGACGUUCCAACAUCCAUCUAAGAUUGAGGUUGUGCUUGACUGUGAAGGUGGAACCCUAUCUUUCCACACUAUCCAAUCACACAGAGAACACCUUUACACCUUUAAGACUGUGUUUAAGGAGCCAGUUUACCCAGCUUUUAGUAUCCAUUCAAAUACAUCAGAGUCUUGGAUCACUUUACAAAGUCAGAUGUGACACCAACAUUUGGUCUGUAACUUUCCCUGUGCAUAGAUAUGUUUGGGGUAUUCCUGUUUUUAGAUCUUUAUUCACACUUUUGUUCUUACCAAGUUUGUUUAAAUGUUGACAUGUAAGUAACUAAAGUAGUCCAGGUUUUCUCCCGGAAACUCAUCAACCCAAACUAAGUGUCAGAAACUAUAAGUUCAUGUUUUACUUUUUCAUGAAAACACUAACGAUGGCCUGCCUCAAAAGUGGGGUUUCGUAUUCCUACUGUUCACCAUCACAGAUAAUUUACUAAUAAUCAAAAAAUUUGGAGAGGAUAACAUCCAAUAUUUGUAAUGGAAACUCCAUACUUUAUUCCAGAUUAACAUCAAGUUUUUCACAAAGGUGUUUUUUUCUCAUCUACACAUCAACAUUUGUCUACAGUCAGCUAACGAUAACUGACCUUAACAGAGAGGUUGAUCUAUGCCUUUUUUACAGCCUGGCUGGAUUACUGUAGUCUCUGUUGGAGAUUUCCAACAGAAUCCUGGACCAGAUCCAGCAGGUCCAAAGCUCAUUCGCUAGUCGACUAACAUACACUAAGCCUUACCAACAUAUCACCCCCUGUCUCCCAAAUCUCCACCGGCUGCCUGCCAAAUACCACAUCACUUACAAGAUCUUCUCAUCUGCAAAUCCCUCAGUGUCCUAGGCAGUGGGCACCUGUCAGAACUUCUUCAAUCAAACACACUGAGUCAGACCCAACAGUCCUGUGUGUCAUGUGUUCAUUUUCUGUCGCUUGCACCAACCUCUCUCUCAUCUGAGUUACAAGAUGCUCUUCAAAACGUUGUUUGACUUUACUCCUUGAGUUUAAUUACGCACUCUAUGUAAAACAUCCCUGAGUUUCUUGAAAGACACUAUGUAGAUCUUAGGUAUCAUUGUUCUUAUUAUUAUACAGUUUAUAUAAAGUAGCAUGACUAUUAAACUGACAUUAUUUUUUUGUGGAGUACAUGCAGUAUGACACAGGUGUUUUGUACUUCUUACAUUGUUUUGUUUAACUUCGACCAGGUUUCCUUUAUGUGAUGUAGUUUCUUUAAGCUAAGUGCAUUUCCCCUUUGAUUUGAUUUUUUAUUUUGCAUACAGUAAACAGGAGACCGCUGACAUUUAGCAUGAGACAUGUUUUGUGUUUGGGGUACAAAUAAAUUAUUUGACACACAAAGUU
Molecule: messenger RNA, 3022 nt
Organism: Xiphophorus couchianus (Monterrey platyfish)
Lineage: Eukaryota; Metazoa; Chordata; Actinopteri; Cyprinodontiformes; Poeciliidae
Product: E3 ubiquitin-protein ligase TRIM7
Exons: 4
Coding region: 97-1842 (581 amino acids)
Molecular function (GO): protein binding; zinc ion binding
Source: RefSeq, a predicted model, not a curated record